Molecule: messenger RNA, 1561 nt
Organism: Chlamydomonas reinhardtii
Lineage: Eukaryota; Viridiplantae; Chlorophyta; Chlorophyceae; Chlamydomonadales; Chlamydomonadaceae
Exons: 9
Coding region: 154-1059 (301 amino acids)
Biological process (GO): fatty acid catabolic process
Molecular function (GO): 2,4-dienoyl-CoA reductase (NADPH) activity
Source: RefSeq, a predicted model, not a curated record
CAAGACACAUAAUAGCUGACUUGCACGGCUAACAAUCGACUUGACGCUGACUGCGCAGUGACACGCAUAACUUCCAAUUCACCCCGCCACAGCUUGCACAGGGGAAAUCUAGCAGCAAACGCGCUACUGUGAAAGGGCCAACUUGCUAUGCAGAUGGAGUCCCCCUUCAAAUCCGAUAUCCUGAAGGGCCGGGUUGCUCUGGUCACAGGAGGUAGCUCUGGCAUUGGUUUUGAGAUUGCUCGACAGCUAGGCCUGCAUGGCGCGCGUUUGGGCAUCUCGGGCCGGCGUCAGGAUGUACUGGAUGCAGCGGUGGCUGCGCUGAAGGCGGAGGGCGUCACAGCCAUGGGGCUGCAGGGUGACGUGCGCAGCUCGGACGCCUGCGAGGGCUGGGUGGCGGCCCUGGGCGCGGCGUGGGGCCCGGCCCUGGACGUGCUGGUCAACUGCGCGGCCGGCAACUUCCUGGCCACCAGCGAGGAGCUGUCAGUCAACGGAUUCAAGACGGUGAUGGAGAUCGACGCGGUGGGCACGUUCACCAUGAGCCGCGCCGCCUUCCCAGCGCUAAAGCAGUCGACCUGCCGCCACGGCGCCUGCAUUACAAACAUCUCGGCCACACUGCAGUACGGCGCCACGUGGUGGCAGGCGCACGCCUCCGCCGCCAAGUCGGCCGUGGACAGUCUAACUCGCAGCCUGGCUCUGGAAUGGGGCGAGUUCAACGUGCGAGUCAACGGCGUGGCACCCGGGCCCAUUGAUGGCACCGCAGGCAUGACCAAGCUGGCCCCGGGCGCGAAGGAGCUGGUCCAGUCCACCAUCCCGCUGCGGGGCGAGAUGGGGCGCAAGUGGGACAUCGCCAUGAUGUGCCUGUUCCUGGCCUCGCCCGCAGCGGCAUUCGUGUCGGGCGACACACUUGUGGUGGAUGGGGCCAACUGGAUGUGGAAGCCGCGGCUGGUGGAGCGCGGGCAGGUCAGUCGGGCGUCACGCAACGUGGAGGGCAAGAGCCGGGCGGUUGGCACGGCGGCGGGCCAGGCGGCGCCAGCGGCCAAGCCGCGCAGCAAGUUAUAAUGAGCAAGUUGGCUAGAAUGGCAUGGUAAGGAUUGGCGUGUGUGUAGGCAACUGCGUGAGGCAACUGUGACGCGGGGCAUAGCGCGCUCGUAGGAUCAAUUGGUCGACGCCAUGAGAGCGCAAGCGAAGGAAGGGGCGUGGGUAGUUUGCUGGAAGGCAAGGGUGGAACGCCCUCCGGUGUUCGACACUUGGGCUCCAGAUUGCAAGGCAUAUUUCGUGUGGACGAAAACUUCUUUGCAUUUGAUUACUUGCGGCCCGCGUUCUGUUGAAGAGCGUGGACACGGACGUAAAUGGAGUGGACAUUGUCGCAAGCCGCGCAUUUUACUUCUCACGUAGAUCCGUGCCCAACUUGCAGUUGCGACUUGUCCAAAUGCUCAAAGUCCUUUAUCGGACGGCCUUGAUGCAAGCGCUGCGAAAGCAGCCCGGAGAGUUGCGCUGAGCUCCUGCCACGGCACGCCACGGCUCCCGCCGGCGCGUGCAGUGCUUUUGACGGUCCCGUGUU